This is a messenger RNA of Entrophospora candida, 2343 nucleotides long. The record is from the annotation of a GenBank genome assembly. NCBI's taxonomy places the organism in Eukaryota, Fungi, Glomeromycota, Glomeromycetes, Entrophosporales, Entrophosporaceae.
AUGUCAGUUGUAGGUUUUUCAUUGGUGUCAUUUGGUGCUAAACAAAGAUACUUGGGAGAAGCAGCAAAAACUCAAGAAAUUUCAAAUUUUAAAAAUACAGUAGCUUCUUUAAAACGACUUGCUGGCCGUACUUAUCAAGACAAAGAACUUCAAGAGAUUGAAAAACAUUUCAUCAAUGCUGAUUUAGUUGACGCAAAAGGUCAAGUUGGUGUUAAGGUUCAAUACCUUGGAGAAGAAAAAAUUUUUUCUGCAACGCAAGUGAUUUCCAUGUAUUUUACAAAACUUAAGGAGAUCACAACAGCAGAAUUAAAAAUCCCUAUUUCUGAUGUUGUGAUUUCCGUGCCUGGUUGGUUUACUGAUGUACAACGUCGCAGCAUUCUUGAUGCAGCAGAAGUUGCAGGAUUAAAUUGUCUACGAUUAAUGAAUGAUACCACAGCGUCAGCUUUAGGUUACGGUAUUACCAAACCCGACUUACCAGAGGACAAACCUCGUAACGUGGUGAUAGUAGAUAUUGGUCAUUCCACCUACAGCGUGGCAAUUGUCGCAUUUAUCAAGGGUCAAUUAACUGUAAAGUCAACCGCGUACGAUAGGAAUUUCGGUGGUCGUAACUUUGAUCAGUUGUUGGUGGAUCAUUUUGCGGAAGUGUUUCGUGAAAAAUACAAGAUUGACGUCAAAUCCAACCAGCGUGCGCUUUUUAGACUUAGAACGGCUGCCGAAAAAUUAAAAAAGGUGUUGUCAGCAAAUCUUCAAGCGCCAAUUAGUGUCGAAUCGAUUAUGAAUGAUGUGGAUGUUCAAGCCAUUUAUUCGCGUCAAGAAUUCGAAGAGCUGUCUAAAGACUUGCUUGAACAAGUUAUUGCGCCACUUAAGCAAGCUUUGGAAGAUUCUGAACUUACAUUGGAUGAUAUUCACUCGGUAGAAGUUGUUGGCGGGUCGUCACGUAUUCCAGCAAUCAAGGAACGUAUUUCUAAAUUUUUUGGCAAAGAACUUAAUUUCACUUUGAAUCAGGACGAGGCAGUGGCACGUGGCUGUGCUUUCCAAUGCGCCAUGCUCUCCCCAGCAUUCAAAGUUCGCGAUUUCUCCAUACAGGAUAUUAACGCGCCGUAUCCUAUAAAGAUUAGCUGGGAAAAGAUUCCAGAAAUACCUGACGAAGAGUCAGAGCUGGUCGUUUUUCCGAAAUUCAAUCCAAUACCCUCUACAAAAAUUCUGACUUUCUUUAGGAAAGAGCCAUUCACCAUUGAGGCACAUUAUGCGGAACCAGAUAAUCUUCCACCCGGAAUAAACUCUUGGAUCGGCAGUGUUACCGUCAAGAAUGUACAACCGAUGAAAAAUGAUGACUUGAGUAUGGUCAAGGUUAAGGUCAGACUGAAUAUUCAUGGGGUGCUUAGUGUUGAAAGUGCAUAUCUUGCUGAGGAGGUGAUCAGAGAAGAGAAAGAAGAGCAGCCAACACCAAAGAAAGAAGAAUCAGAAGCUCAACAAAGUCAACAGCAACCUCCACAGUCACCACCAUCACAACCACAAGAUCAGUCACAACCACAACCAAUGGAUACAGAUACCAAACCAGAAGAAACUACCACACCCACACCCAAAACAACAACUAAAAAACUUAAAAAAGUAAUAAAGAAGGAUGAUUUACCCAUUGUAGCAGGACAUGGCGGAUUAGAUAAAUCGGUCAUUGUACAACUUAAAGAAUAUGAAGGGCAAAUGAUGGCAACCGAUAAACUUGUAGCAGACACAGAAACACAAAAGAAUGCACUCGAAGAGUAUGUGUAUGAUAUGCGCUCAAAGGUUGAAUCGAUAUAUUCAGAAUUUGUUAAUCCAUCAGAUAAAGACAAAUUCAUACAAUCGCUUAACGAGACGGAGAAUUGGCUUUAUGAUGAAGGGGAGGAUGCAACCAAAUCGGUGUACGUUGAGAAACUCGAGGGUUUAAAGAAGUAUGGAGGUCCGAUUGCUAGUAGGUACCGGGAAGCAGAGGAGUUGCCUAAUGCAGUGAAAUCGUUACGUGAUAAUAUAGAGUCAUUUAUGUUGAAUAGUAGUAAUAAUGAUGAAAAGUUCUCACAUAUUCCUGACGAAGAGAAAAAAGGCAUUUUUGAUAGAGCACAGAAAGCGUCAGAUUGGUUGAAUGAGAAGCUUGAGGCACAAUCUAAAGUUCCAAAACAUGAACAACCUAUUAUUUAUUCCCGUGAUAUUCUAAAAGAACGAGAGGUACAAACACCAAAAACAGAAACUAGUGGUGAUGAUACUAACAAUAAUGCCACCACUAAAGGAGAACAAACACCAGAAUCAACAACUUCAACUGAAGGAAAGAAAUUGGAUGCUGGUCAAGGUAAUAUGGAUGUUGAUUAG